AUGGAAGAACAUUUAGAAGGAGUUCCUAACUUGCUACCUUAUGAAAUCGUUGCUCGUUUCCCUCUUGGUUAUUUCCUUGAGAAUAUUGCCGUACGGUCAAAUGGAACGCUCCUCGUCACGAAUAUGAUUGUCGGCCAGAUAUUCUACGUUGAUCCCAGACAUGACGAUCCCGAGUCUACUAUUCAGUUGAUAUAUGAUUUCAAUACUGCCGAACCACCUCCUGAGGAUGAUGAAGGAACUGGUAUCUAUGGCUCAAAGAAUCAUGCAGAAGCGAUUAUAGAGCAUCCAAAAAUUGCCGAUUUGUUUUACGCAUUCUCUGGUGUGCAUGGAAAAGCUGAUACCUGGGCUGUAUACUCCUUGGACUUCCGUGGCUUCGAUCCGUCUCGCGGAGCUGCUACAACCAUGGUGGAAAAGCUCGCGAAUAUACCAGGAGCAGGAUGGCUCAAUGGUGCUACGAUGAUACCUGAGACGUCGACUCUAUUGAUGGCUGAAUCUCAGCAAUGUAAAAUCUUUGCGUUCGAUCUACAAACAAGAAAGGUUUCGAUCUGGAUUGAGGACGAAAGAUUAGGCAAGGUCACAACUCGGCCACCAUGGCCUGCACUCAACGGCCUGGAGUACUUUAGAGGCCAGAUUUUCGGAACGGUUACCGAUCGUGGGACUCUUGUGAAAAUGCAAGUAGAUAAAAGUGGCGAGUACAAGAGCGGUAGUCUGGAAGUUGUAGUCAAUCAGUUGAUCGGGGAUGACUUUGCAUUCGAUUGUGAAGGGAGCGCUUAUGUAGCUACAAAUCCGGCACAUACAAUUUUGAAGUUUGUCCAAAUUGCGACUGAGCCACAAAAAGGGGAAAGGCUCAAGAUUUUAGGUGGACUAGAUAAAAAAGAGACAGCGGGUCCAACUGCUUUAGCUUUCGGGAGAGGGAAAACCGAUAGUGACUGCAUCUAUGUAGUGACAUGCGGUGGAGUAGUGAAUCCAAUUGGUGAUAAUGGACCAGGGCAAGCAUUAAUUGCCAAAGUUCGUGUGGGAGUGAGAGGUGAGGCACGUUAG
Molecule: messenger RNA, 1041 nt
Organism: Botrytis byssoidea
Lineage: Eukaryota; Fungi; Ascomycota; Leotiomycetes; Helotiales; Sclerotiniaceae
Exons: 1
Coding region: 1-1041 (346 amino acids)
Source: RefSeq, a predicted model, not a curated record